Molecule: messenger RNA, 6328 nt
Organism: Mobula hypostoma (lesser devil ray)
Lineage: Eukaryota; Metazoa; Chordata; Chondrichthyes; Myliobatiformes; Myliobatidae
Product: protein TMEPAI-like
Exons: 4
Coding region: 352-1230 (292 amino acids)
Biological process (GO): negative regulation of transforming growth factor beta receptor signaling pathway
Cellular component (GO): early endosome membrane; Golgi membrane
Molecular function (GO): R-SMAD binding
Source: RefSeq, a predicted model, not a curated record
AGUGGCAGCGGCUGAGGUCUGGUUGCGGCGCUACUUGUACGUGAGUGAGAGGCAGCCAGACACAAAGUAGCACUUGGUGUUUCCGGAGCCGGGCUGAGCAGAGCAGAGACUGAGUAACGGGGACCGGACCGGACUGGGCUCGCAUUCCCUGACUAUGCUCUCUCACAACUGAGGCGGACCCAGCUGCCCUCCCUGUUCCAGGGGCCAGCCUGAAGCACUCAGCCCAGCCAAGGCUCCUCUCUUUCUCUCCCUCGCUCUUUCUUUCCCCCCCCACCCCCCUCUCCAGGGGCCGCCUGGCUGCCUUUAUUUAAUUUUAUUUAUUUCCCCCCCUCUUCCCCCCUCACAUAUUAAAUGUACAACUUGAUGGGUCUGAACAGCACAGCCGCCACGAAUCAGCCCAAUGUUUCCUGCACAUGCAACUGUAAACGCUCUUUGUUCCAGAGUAUGGAAAUUAAAUCGAAUUUGCUACCACGUGGAGAGGUUGAAGCUAAUAGCACAGAUAAACACAUGAGGGAGGAAGGAACUAGAGCGGAGUUGGAGUUUGUGCAGAUAAUGGUGAUAGUGGUGGUGAUGAUAGUGAUGGUCGUGGUGAUCACCUGCCUCCUCAACCACUACAAACUCUCCACGCGGUCCUUAAUAAACCGACAGAGCCAAAUGCGAAGGCAAGAAGGCAACCUGCAGUCGCAGCAGAUCUACACGCCCAGGUCGACGGACAGGCUGACAGUGCCAUCGUUCUUGCACCGUGACCGGUUCAGUCGCUUCCAGCCCACCUACCCCUACCUGCAGCACGAGAUUGACCUCCCCCCCACCAUCUCGCUGUCAGAUGGCGAGGAGCCCCCUCCCUACCAGGGUCCGUGCACCCUCCAGCUCCGUGACCCCGAGCAGCAGAUGGAACUGAACCGGGAGUCGGUGCGGGCUCCCCCGAACAGGACUAUUUUCGACAGUGACCUGAUAGACACGUCCAUUUAUAAUGCGGGACCCUGCCCGCCGAGCAGUAACUCGGGCAUCAGUGCCACCAGCUACAGUAGCAACGGCCGCAUGGGAGGACCUCCGCCCACUUACAAUGAGGUCAUCGGCCACUACCCAGGGUCAACGUUUUUCCAGCACCAGCAGGGCCACGGUGUUCAUUCUGUGAUGGGCAGCAGCAGAUCAGAGCAAUCUCAGAACAAUGGCCUUGAAGGGACAGUUCUCCGGAACAACAAAGAUAAAAAGACGGGACAUCCCUUCUGAGACCAACUUUGUGCACUUCGACGUAAGCCAGAGAGCGUUGGGUGAACAGGAGGAUGAGCCCGGCUGUGCUCACUAUCUCCCACUCCCUGCCCCCUGCCCCUACCUCCCACCCCAUCAUCACCACCACCACCACCACCACCCACCCUCCCCCUCAACACUCCUUCGUUGUAUAAAAUACUUAGUUACAUUGCAUCUGAAUCAAAAACUUGAGCAUAAAGAUUCAGAUGGUUCUAUGAGCUACAUUAGAUAAGGGAGUUCAAAUACCCUGUUUAAACUAAGGUCUCGUAACACAAUGUGCGUAAAAUGCUGUCUUUAAUUACCUUAACUUUAAAGAAACAUUUGCACAAAAUUUUAUGUUUGGAAAAACUUGCAAUAUGUCUAAUGAGAAAUUUGCAUGUGGAAGCAGGCGUAUUUUUGUAACUGAAAUGGCCUAUAUGUUUAGUUCCCAGAUGAGAGAGAUGGCAGUUUUUUGAGUGCCGUAUCAAUAUGUCUCUAACAUUCUGUAUUUAAAAAAAAGACAGGGGUUUAGAGUUAUUUAUGAACACUUUUAAAACAUUGCACUAUUUUGUAAUAUGAGUAACAAGCAGAUGCUUGUAAUAGCAAUGGCCUCCAGUGUCUGCCACAGACAUACAAGCGAGCAAAUACGGUCUUCAUUAUAGAAAUGCUGAGCUACGCGCAGCUGUAGGUAAAAUCCUACAGGCCCUGGCUCCAUUGGGAAGAGAAAUUGCAUUUAUACUAGAACAUAGAGCAAAGCUAAAGCAUUACAUGACAUUCAAAAUAAAAUUCUGCUACAAAGCUAGAUAAUGGGAUUUGCAAGGAAGCUUCUCUUGUGACUCUGAGGUGACAGACCUAAUACUGUGAAUCCAGUGUGCAGUACAGCUUAAACAAAAAAACUUGUCAGGCUGCAAGAUGGUUGGGGAAGAUAACCAAAGACAUUGAGUCCUUUUUAUGCCUAGUGUUGGGAGGGGGGAUAAGGCACCAUUUUGUGACAGUUCUGCUAUCUUUUAGCAGGUGCAUACACGUGCAGAACCAUUUUGUGAGACCAUUCCCUUUGUUAUGGAGACUAGGCUAAUCUUCACUGCCCAAGCGAUGGGGGUGGAGACAGGAGCCUGUCAAAAAUUAGAACCAGUCUGCACGUUUUGGAACUCUGACACCGUCAGAGCUAGGUGCAGUUUAUUUCGCUUCCCCCCACCCCCACACACACACACACACACCCACCCCAAGUCUAUGGUUGAAAUAUAGUCUGUAUACAGUGGUUCCACAUUGCAGAAUAAUUCCAUUGUAGUCACCUCAGUUAGCUUUGAGCUCAAAAUUCCCUAAUUAAGGACUCGGGAAAGUGGGGGAAUCAAAAUAGGGAUAAUUGAUUGGGAAAAAGAAGGCAAGAGUGAGAUUUUUUAAAAUUGAAAAUCUUUGCAUUUUGAACACCACAACUGGCUACAAUUUUUUGAAUUAUGAUGGUAGAGAGUCUGACUACUUCCCUCUCUGUAUGAAAUCUCCCACAAUGAUAGAGAAGUUGCUCAGUUGGUUGUGGAGAGGGGAGGAGUCCACAAUUUGACCUAAAACAAUUAUUCAGAGUGACAUGUUAUGCAGGGGAUUGAGAAUUCUCAUUGGUCAAAAGUCCUGAUAGCUUUCCAUUGCAUUUGGGCAUUUUUUUUUAAUUGAGUUGCUUUUGAAAUGUUCUUGCCUCGGUCAAGGUAUCUGGUAGGAAGGUUUGAAGUUUUCAGUUGUAACCUGGUGUCUAUAGUAUAAGCUUUCCCUGGUUCUCAGAAUUAGCAGUUUCAGAGACAAAAGCUUCCCCCAAAGUCCAACCUUUAAAAUGAGCUCACGCCUCAGAAUGGCAUCCAGUUGCAAUUUGUUGCAUUAUUGGAGAAAUAAAGUUGAAAAUGGUGAGUGAAUGUGGUAUGAAUCCAUCUUUUUGGUUUAUGGUGGUGCCCAUUACUUCACUCCUUGUGUAUGAUAUGCCCUUCGAAGAAUUCUCUAUAGCAAUGGGCUACAGAAAAAGGAAGUUGCUACCUGAUAGCUGGAAACAGAAUUUGGAUGCAUGAGACGUCAUUUGCAAAUGGCAUAAAUCACUUUGGAUAUUAGUGUGAUGUCUUGUCUACACCAUCAUUUCCAGUAUCCUGGUCUUUUAUGAAUAUAUUUGAAUUGUUAACUUUAAAUCUAUUUUAAUAUCUGCUGCCCCACAUAAUGGGUAACAUGAUCCUGUAACACUUACUGGCCCAGAUUGAUCUCUUAAGUUGUCCUCACGAGAGUUCAGACCCAUUUUUCAUUGUCAGUACCUCGUUGCAGUUCGAUGCACCAAAACUGGUACAGUAUAUGGCUGCUGGACCGAGGGUGCAGAGUUACAGUGUGUCCACCCACGCUCCUAAAUAUCAGAUAGCUUGGCUAUUUGCUCAAACACAGAAACAGUAGGUAUCUUUUUAUCCGAACAGUUUCCCAACGCAUGGGCUGGAUUAAAAUAAUCCUGGAGCUGGCGGUACGUCUAGUCGGUGGCGCUCUUCAUCAAUCCUUUCUCCAAAGGAUUAGUGCUCUUCCCGUCUGCUCCUUCUGCUCUCCCGCUGGUGGUUUCCAGCCGCAAUUUUCCUUUUAAUCUUUCAGAAAUCCUUCCAUAUGUGUGUGUAUGAAUCGCUGUUGGUGUGCUGGCCCGUGUUGACAUACAGGAACACACACCCCACCCCUUCCCAACCGGGGGUUGCAUUCUCUGAAAUUACUGCACUAACCUUUCACCAUCCUGGAUUUUAUGAUUUGUGCAUAGUUAUUACAGUUUCCUUGUGUUUUUUUUUAAUUGCCUGAUCGAGGCAGUUUUUGUUUUGAUGUUGGGCCUAUUGAGAGUUCUACAGGCUGGGAGAGGAACUGUGUGCAAUCCGGAAGGGGAGAAGAGACAUGAGCUUAUUUUUAAGAUUUCAGCUUUGUUAACCCCCUCCCAGGCUCUGUAAAUGUGCCUCGUUUAAAUUGCUGCUUUGACCAAUUCUCGCCCUUCCUUUUUCUCUGUCUCUGGUGCUGUGUAUAACUUGAAUAUAUUAUGCAAAUAUCCUAUGCACAUAUUAUGGAUAUUGUAUGAAUAGCAUGUAGUUUAAACAAUAGUGUUAACCAAAAUGAACGGAAUCUGUGACACCAAGCCUGCAGCGCCGUUGCAUACUGUUACAGUCUGAAUCUGUUUGGGCUAGUCGAGAUGGAUUAAAGAGGAACCAUUAAAGGCGUAGUUAUUUUGCCAGGUUUAUUUUCAAUUAUCAUUCUCACAAUAAACGGCAACCAACGGUAAGACCCCCAGCCCCCUUCGUUCUUCAUUCUGCUAUACUGAAUUUGGAUUUUUUUUUAUUUCGUUGGGGCUGCAACACGGUGCCUGUAGGUCCUGAAUAAUUCAGAUUGAUGGGUCUACGGUCCAGGGCGGCAGGCGCUGGGGUGGGCUGGGUUCUUUAAAGAAUGACUGGGGCCGAAGUAGCACAAGGGUCUGAAGCAACAACCAGUCUACAGCCAGAGGAAUUCAGCGGGCCGUGCGGGAGGAUAGGCAUUUCCGACUGUCUGCACCCCACUCCCCUCCCGCUGCGGGAUCGAGAAGCUGGGUGUAGGUUUUCAUUAAUUCAUCUAUCAGUCGCUCUCAUUAAAUUCCAACCACAUUGACUGAAUGUAUUGCAGCUGGUGCGAUGGACGUAUGGGUGCCUAGUGUAGAGGGAGGGACGGGAGUGGGUGCUGCUCUCACGUUAUGUCUGACUGACACCCAUUUGUUCUCCCCCACCCCCCAUUCCUUCUUCCAGAAAGUAGAGCUGGCCGCGGGGGGGUUAAAUUAAAGAAACAUAUUUGUACUAAACCUGAUCCAAGCCGGUCAUCGCUAUGAAAGGUGUGGUACAGUAGUUUACAUUGCCGGCCCUGCGCAACCCUCCCACGGGCGCAGUGAUUUGCAGAACAGCACGAAGGUGCAGUCACCCGGUCCUGUGAGGAGACGGCGGUAUCCCCUCAUACUCAGCCUUCGCUCAUUUUAGUCCCGACCGCAGGAAAUAAACGUACUUUCAAAGCCGAAAGCCUGGAGUUCGCCGCAACGGCCCCAGGAACCUCCAACACCUCCCAUUGGGACAGGGCUGUGGGGGCACCGCGGUCUGAGCAUAGCAUCAUGUCCCUCGUUACAGUCACCGGCACCGUUCUCUCCCUGGAGCCCGGAGCAGGCAGCACUGAGCAGUGAUCACCCAGCUGACUGCAGCCCGACUGUUCCAGGAAAAUUCCCCCACAAAAGGCUCCCGGCCGUUUGGAGAAGAAGCUGAUUUACCUGAGCUUGAACCGCCUCCCAGCUGUGACCCGGAGUGGAAACUCCCAGUGUAGACUGGGAAAGGGUUCACUAAGUUAACUCAACGUGAGUGUCUGACACCGUUCCAGAUUUUCAGUGUCGAAACCAUUAUAGUUGCCUUAAGUUUAGGCAAGGCUUUAAUUUUGUAUUUUUAAAAUCGAGCUUUUCUUUUCAACAGUCUGCUUACAAUUACUGGUCAACAUUUGUGUAAAAUAAAUACUGCACUUUUCAAGCUGAGGAAAGGAUAGUUUAUCCGUGUAGUGAGUAGCUUCGCUAUACUGGCCUUUCCAAAGAAGAUCCCUUUUUAAAGAACAUUUGACCAAUGUUUCCCCCAGACAACCAGGCCAGCACCGACUAGAUGGGCCGAAGUGUCUCUAUGUAGGCCUCUGUGACUGACAAAUGAACAUUGUCAGUAGGAUUCCAGUUACUCGUAUAUCUCCACCAGUGACCCCUCUCGUGUGCACAGACACCGGUACUGUAUUUGUUCAGUGAGCCGAGCUCCCAGAGGGGGCCUUCGGUGGGAGCGGUAACGAAGGAGGUGAGGUACCAAGCAGUGUCUCUGGAAUACGGGGUUCCAGACAAAACGAUCACCCCCGAGCCCAGCGUUGCGGCAGUGUGGGUGCUGUUAAGCGUUGGGUGAUAGACCGACCCACCCUCGCUCACACCCAAACCCUCCACCCUCCCCGGGACCGCCUACUUUUAUGGUUUAACAUAUUUGUAAAAUGGUUCAAGUGACAAUAUUAAUCAGUUUUUUUUUGUUUUCAGACGAUUGUGGUCGAUUUUAUAGCGAUCACGUUUAAAACUACAAAAACACUUUAA